Messenger RNA from Lolium rigidum, 1004 nucleotides. Its product is annotated as carbonic anhydrase, chloroplastic-like. Bases 73 to 825 code for a protein of 250 amino acids. The transcript has 8 exons. Lineage: Eukaryota; Viridiplantae; Streptophyta; Magnoliopsida; Poales; Poaceae. The record is from RefSeq and is a predicted model, not a curated record. Gene Ontology annotation, molecular function: carbonate dehydratase activity; zinc ion binding. Gene Ontology annotation, biological process: carbon utilization.
GGUGCCCUGUUGUUCUUCAUUCCCCUCCCCUCUUCCUUCCUCGUCUAGUGUACCCCGCUGAGACGGUCGAGGAUGGGCGGCUGCUGCUGCUGCUUCCCCGCUAAACCUCGCAGGGAGAACCCAAUGCACCCGGCCGCAGAGCCGCUCAUCCAGGGGAAGCCGAAUCACGCCCCUCCCCACCAUCAGCCGCCCCCGGUGAUCGCCUCCACUGACGAGGGUAAGGACGCCGUCGUGCGCCUGAAGACCGGCUUCGAGCGUUUCAAGACGAAUAUUUUUGACAAGAAUCCGAAGCUGUUUGAACCGCUUAAGAAGGACCAGUCACCCAAGUACAUGGUGUUUGCAUGCGCUGACUCACGAGUGUGCCCAACAUUAACCCUCGGACUGAAGCCAGGCGAGGCCUUCACUGUUCGGAAUGUUGCCGCCAUGAUUCCUGCCUACCAAAAGACCAGGCACUGCAGCAUUGGGUCAGCCAUCGAGUUUGCCGUGGUUGUCCUCAAGGUUGAGUACAUUGUUGUGAUUGGUCACAGCCGCUGUGCUGGAAUUAGGGAGCUACUCUCGCUGAAGGACAAAGGGCCUAACGCCUACCACUUCAUCGAGGACUGGGUGAAGAUCGGUAUGAAUGCCAAGAACAAGGUCCAGAGAGAAAAUAGGUUGUUGCCUUUUGACGACCAAUGCACUGUACUUGAAAAGGAGGCUGUCAAUGUGUCCCUUAGAAAUCUGGACUCCUACCCAUUCGUCAAGGAUAGAAUGAGGAAGGGCACGCUGCAUUUGAUUGGUGCACGCUACGACUUCGUCCAUGGCAGCUUCGAGACAUGGGAACUCUGAAAUCAGAUACUGCAGAAAUGGUUAGCUAGUUGCAUAUAUCUGCAGCUAUUACUCGGUUUACAUUCUGCGGGGUUCUUGUUUACAGAGGGAGAACCUGCCUAUCCACGGUUCAUUGGUUGUGAACUGUAACAAGAACACCUGUCCAGCAGUUAGAGUUUCUGACGCCUAGUCCCGUUGAU